CUAUUGCUUUAUUUUUUUGUAUUAAUUGUCCUUUUACUUUCCUCUGCCAACACAGCCAUCUCUCUCUUUUUUAACGCCGUUUCUGCUCUUUGUUGCGGUUGUUACUUUUCUUGGCGGUCAGGAGUGAAACAAGUUAAACUACUUUGGCAUGUUGUUUUUUAAGCGUUGGGUUGUGAAGUUUGGCUGUUUUACCAUCUGGGUUUGAUUCAGUUAAUCAAGAGAAUUUGGUUCCACUUUGAGGUUUUUGCCAUAUUUUGGAAAGCUGGGGUUUUGAUCAAUAACUGUUGUAGCAACUGGGGCUUGAAUAUUUGGUGGUUUGGUGAUCAGUUUGUGAAGAACUUUGAUUGGAUUCUGUGGCUGUUGCUAGGGAUUGAACUUGUCUGUUGUUUAGAACAAAUUUGGAAGGGUUGGAAAGUUUUUUUUUUCUUUUUUUCAAUUUGGUGAACUUGGUUUUGGAGACAAUAUUUGGAUUUUGUGGCAACAGGGAGAAGUUGAACUUGCCUGUUUAAGCAGUUCGAAUUCAGUUACUUUGUUAUCUGGACUGCUGUCUUCUGUGGAUUUGGUGGGGUGAGAUUUGAGCAAUCCAGCUGAGUCUCAUCGUGAUAGUCAAUAAUUAGGGUAGCUGGAACUUGCGAACAUAGAGAUUUGUGGGUUUUAAACAUCAAGUUGCUUUUGUGUUUCUGUUUUCUCUAGUGUUGGAUGCUCUGGGUAUGAAAGCGUGAGCUAUAUUAGUUGAAUUUCUGCAGUUUUGUGUAUAUUCUGCAGUUCUGCAGAAUAAAGACAUGUUUUCAUCAUUUUUAAAUUCCCAAAGAUUGAAACGGAGCACAAUUUUUCUUUGAGGAUGGCUAUGAAUGCAUUGAUUCUAUUGUUAUUGGUGCAAUUUCCGAUUAUACUGGCCUCAAGGUUUUCUAUACAUUCAAAGGUUUGUGGUUCUGAUCAUAUAGCCUAUUCAAAUUUUCACGGUCAUGAAUUGUUUUACAUUAAUGGGGAGCUCAAAGACAAAGAAUCAUUUUGCAAGGCCUUCCAUUUCCUCGAUGUAAAUGCUUGUAUCUUUGAGGACUACCUUGGGAGUAGCUCCAGUGGAUUGGACCCGGACCUUUCUUUAGCUGACUUUCCUCUGAAGCGAGAAAGAAAUCUUUUGCAAAAGGAGGGUAGAGAAGAAUCCACAAGUCAUGAUCUUAGUCGGGAUACUCCAAAAGAGAAGAAGGAUGAUCCAGAAACUCUUUCAACUCCCCAUAAAGCUGGGUUAGCAGUGGCAGGAGUUGUUGUUAUGUGUUGUGGUUUUCUCUGCCCGUGUCUAUAUAAGAAAAGGAAACCAGCCACGCACACUGUUCUUGAAAAGGAUCCAAACUCACUGGAUUCAGUACCCUCGUUCAAUGUGAAUCCUGCUUCUGAAAAAGUGCUGUCCACUCCUCAUCGGGUGCCACCUAGUCCCUCUAGAUUCUCUCCAUCUCCAAAACUCAGUAGAUUAGGAUCAGUUCAUCUCAAUCUGAGUCAGGUUGCUAGAGCCACACGUAAUUUUUCUCCAUCACUUCAGAUAGGCGAAGGAGGCUUUGGAGUUGUCUACAAGGCCCAACUAGACAACGGUCAGUUGGUUGCCAUAAAACGAGCAAAGAAGGAAUACUUUGUGAACUUACAAACUGAAUUCAGCAGUGAAGUUGAACUUCUGGCCAAAAUUGAUCAUCGGAAUCUGGUGAAGUUGCUUGGUUAUGUUGAUAAAGGAGAUGAACGCCUUAUUAUCACAGAGUAUGUGCCCAAUGGUACUCUCAGAGAACAUCUGGAUGUUCUGCAUGGCAAAAUCCUGGAUUUCAACCAGCGGCUUGAAAUAUCCAUUGAUGUUGCUCAUGGAUUAACUUAUCUCCAUCUAUAUGCAGAGAAGCAAAUAAUUCAUCGAGACGUGAAGUCAUCCAACAUUCUUUUGACAGAGAGCAUGAGAGCCAAAGUGGCAGACUUUGGAUUUGCUAGGAUGGGUCCAGUAGACUCUGAUCAAACUCAUAUCUCAACCAAAGUGAAGGGGACAAUGGGUUACCUAGACCCUGAAUAUAUGAAGACCUAUCAACUUACCCCCAAGAGUGAUGUGUACUCAUUUGGGAUUUUACUUCUGGAAAUCCUGACAGGACGGCGCCCUGUGGAGAUGAAGAAACCUGCUGAUGAGCGGGUGACACUUAGAUGGGUCUUUAGGAAGUACGAGGAAGGAAAUGUAGUGGACAUGGCGGACCCGCAUAUGGAAGAAGUGGUGGACGCAGAGAUACUAUCCAAAAUGUUUGCCUUGGCAAUCCAGUGUGCAGCACCCGUUCGCACCGAACGACCGGACAUGAAAGUAGUAGUUGAGCAGUUGUGGGGAAUAAGAGCAGACUACCUGAAAGGUGUAAAGAAAGGGUAACAGCAGCGCAAAACUUAAGUGGUCUUCUAGCCGUCUCACAAUUCCUUUCUGUUCUUUUUUUACUUCUUUUUUUAGCCUACCUGUAAACAAAUUGUGUUUUUAACUUUGAGACAGGUUACUUCCAUCUCCACUCUGAUGCUCAUCAUUUUAAGGAAGCAUUUCAAA
This is a messenger RNA of Populus nigra (black poplar), 2548 nucleotides long. Its product is annotated as calmodulin-binding receptor-like cytoplasmic kinase 3. Bases 842 to 2383 code for a protein of 513 amino acids. The transcript has 7 exons. Gene Ontology annotation, molecular function: protein kinase activity; ATP binding. Lineage: Eukaryota; Viridiplantae; Streptophyta; Magnoliopsida; Malpighiales; Salicaceae. The record is from RefSeq and is a predicted model, not a curated record. Gene Ontology annotation, biological process: protein phosphorylation.